Messenger RNA from Daucus carota subsp. sativus, 1590 nucleotides. RefSeq lists its product as uncharacterized. The record is from RefSeq and is a predicted model, not a curated record. NCBI's taxonomy places the organism in Eukaryota, Viridiplantae, Streptophyta, Magnoliopsida, Apiales, Apiaceae. The transcript is spliced from 3 exons. Bases 472 to 1293 code for a protein of 273 amino acids.
AAAAAAUACUAUAAUUUUGUAUUAAAUAUUAGAAAUUAAAAAAAAAUAAUAUGUUUCACCGGCUUUUACAUUUGCACCCUCACGUUGUAAUGUGAAAUCUCUCUUCCUUUCGCUCUUGCUCCUGCUUGUAUAAAUACAAACUUCCCGGUGUCAUAUAUCUCUCCUCACCAGCAAACAACAAGCAAAAAAAAAAAAGUUUAAGCCCUUUCAAGCCCCCAUUUUUCUCUUUCUCUUCACCCAUAAGUUGCAAUCUUCAUACCCUUUUGGUUUAAUCGUUUGUUUCUCUCAAAUCAAUCCUCAAAAGUCCAAAAAAAUUGUUAAAGAUUGAAGCUUUUUGAUCUUUAACUCUGUUUUUUAAGCUUUUCUUCUUGAUAAAUAUAUAUACACACAGAGAGGUGUGUAUAUAUAUUGAGAGAGGGGUUUCAAGAAGUACAGAUAGUAAAAAAGUGUGUGUAUCUGCAUCACAUAUCCAUGGCAUACAGAAGAGAGAGAUCAUCAUCAUCUUCAUCUGGUUCAAGGGAGAAGCUUCACAAUUUCACAUUGCCUGGGUUCAACUGGGGUGCUACAAGGCAGCUUAGGUGCAUGAAGGCGAACCCCAAUUCGAGGAUUCUUAUGCACCCAUCUUUAUCUGCUGCUCCGGUGACUGAUCAGAGCAGAGAGGCGGAAACUGAAGUGGCCCAUCUCGAACAGAAGAAUUCCGGCGGUGAAUUGGCUGUUUCUCCGGAGAAGAAUUCCGGCCACAUGGAGGAUCCGGUGGAGGAUCUUCAGAAGGGGUGUGAAGAAAUGAGAGUCUCUGAGAUGGAAGAGAAGAAGAAGGGGAAGGAGAAGGUUGCUGAAGAUGAUGGUACUGAGAAUAAGUCUGGUGGUGCAUGGACUUGGAAUUUGAGGACUCGGAAGAAUGCUUGUAAGGGGUCUCGGGGGAAUGAUGGGGAUGAUGUGAUGGUGGAUGUGCCUGCGGAAGGGGUUGUGGGGAGUGGCGGUGGUGGUGGUGGUGGCGGUGGUUCUUCUCCGGGUAGGAGGAUGGAUGGGAGGUUGAGGGGUGGUGCAGGGAUGGGGGCUGGUGUGGAGCGGAAAGUGGAGAGGCCCAAGUUUUCGUUUACGCUGACAAAAGAGGAGAUUGAAGAUGAUUUUCUGCUUAUGACUGGUGCCAAGCCGCCGCUGAAGCCUAAGACGAGGCCAAAGCGUCUUCAGAAGAAAUUGAAUGAUCUUGUUCCAGGGCUUUGGCUGAGGGAGGAGAUAACUCCGGCGACAUACAGGGUUCGUGAAAGGCAAUCAAAGAAGGGUUUGAAGUGAAGAAAAAGUGGGUGUCGUUUUGAGUAGUGGGCCUAUUCUGAUUGCAGGCACUGUUGGCGUUGGAGUGGCUAAUAUUAGUUUUAAGUAAUACACAUCAACUAUAGACUAGUUUGCAACUAGAACUUAGUUGGGUUGAAUCAGGAUUUCACCUGAAAGAUAGAUUGUUCUUUCAGAACUCCUGUUGUUUUAUAUUUCUGUUGUUUUGGUUUAGACGAUAACUAUGUUUCGUACUUUUUGUUCUGUUGCCCUGCUUUCCUAAAUUGAAGGGUACCUAGAAGUAUCCUGGAUUAUUUGACA